AUGUGCAAAGAAAAUGGUUCAUAUUGUCCUUUUGUUCUGCUUGGGGUUGUGGCAAGUGUGUUUGGUGAUACAGUUAAAGUGGAGUCAGUGUCAGUGCUGGAGGGAGAUUCAGUCACUCUAGACUCUGGUUUUACUGAAAUGAUGGAUGAAGAUCUGAUUCUGUGGAGGUUUGGAUCUGAAAACACUUUAAUAGCUGAAAUCAGUGUAAUGACAAACAGCAUGACUGUAUAUGAUGAUGAUCUUGCUGAGAUAAAUGAAGACGAGGUCACUUACAUUGAGCCUACGUUCUACAAAAGACAAGCACGGACACCGGAUGUUAAAGAGGAUGAUCAUGUGGAAUAUGCACCUAUCAACAAGAGUAUGUUUGGUGAAACAGAUGAAGUGACAUCAGUGUCAGUGACGGAGGGAGAUUCAGUCACUCUAGAAACUGGUUUUACUGAAAUAAUGGAUGAUGAUCUGAUUCUGUGGAGGUUUGGAACUAAAAACACUUUGAUAGCUGAAAUCAAUGUAACUACAGACCGCUUUACUAUAUAUGAUAAUGGUCCUGAUGGGAGAUUCAGAGACAGACUGACAGUGGAUCAUCAAACCGGAUCUCUGACUAUCACAGACAUCAUAAAAAAACACUGUGGACUCUAUAAACUACAGAGCAACCGUGUGAGCAAGACAUUCAGUCUUGCUGUGUAUGCUCGUCUGCCUGUCCGUGCCAUCAGCAGAAACUCUCGGUCUUCAUCAUCAUCUUCAUCUUCAUCAGAAUAUGAACAGCUCAACUUCACUAAAUUCUGUCAGGCACGUGCAGAAGUCUGUGUCCAGUGUUGUGAUACAGUUGAAGCUGUGAUCCGAUUGGUCGUCACUGCUUUGAUGGGCGUGGCUGCUGCAGCUGCUGUUGUUGUUUUGGUCAAUGACAUCAGAUCUUACAAAAACUGUUAA
Molecule: messenger RNA, 927 nt
Organism: Carassius auratus (goldfish)
Lineage: Eukaryota; Metazoa; Chordata; Actinopteri; Cypriniformes; Cyprinidae
Exons: 7
Coding region: 1-927 (308 amino acids)
Source: RefSeq, a predicted model, not a curated record